GAGGGGCGGGCCCUGACGGGGGCGGAGAACUUCGGGUCUUGGGCGGCUCUGGGGCUAGUGGGAGUCUGCGCCGCCGCCGCCGCCGCCACCGCUGCUGCCGCCGUCGACGCUACCGCCGCCGCCACUGGCCGAGCGGUUUUUUUUUUUUUGGUUUGCCGGAUCCGCCAUAUUGACGACGACGGGCAUCCGCGGCUGCGGACGCUAGUCUCCGCCGCCGCCGGAGCCGCAACCUCUCCGCACCCGGCCCCGUCAGGGCCUCUGUCGCGCCGAGCCCCUCCCCGCCUUACACAGCUCCUGGGCCUCGCGGGAGCCCGCCGCCGCCGCCUCUCUCUCACGGGAGGCGGCCGCGUUAGCGCCCGGUGCUUGGGUCGGCGCCGGGAGCGAGGAGCGAGCUACUUCAAAGCCACCGGGCCUGGAGCGGGGACAGAGGCGGCGACUAGGGGAAGGUGAAGCCGUCGCUGCAGGAGGAGGAGCAGGAGGAGGUGACGCAGGAGAAACGCACCGCCCGGAGCCCGUCUGAGCUCUGCGAGAGCCCCAGCCUGAGGGGAGAAGGGGAAGAGGGCCGUCGCCGGCCAAGGAGGAGGAGGAGGAGGCGGGCGCGGCGAGGAGCGAGUUCCGGCGCCGCUGUGCAGCCUUUUGGUUGAGACGCCCGCAGCCCCGAGCCCGGCCGCCGCAGCCUUUCGAUACACUUUGUUGCCGGUCACCCCCGGGCCUGGGAUGCACCCAGGGUAGGUCUCGUCCCGGGACCCAGCCCCACCGUCGCCUGGUGCCUCCCGCCUCCGUGUGCCCUGGUUGCGAGAAGACGUCUGUGUCGUGCGGUUAUGCAAUGGUCUCUGCAAGAUGGUUUAUUCUUGAAUUGGACCUUUUUAAGACUGACAAAUGCUGGUACUUCAUCUUCUAUAAGUGGACUAUAAUUUCUUUUCUCAAGACAACUACAUAAGCAGACAAAAUUGCAAAGAUCUGCCCUGUGUCGAGUAUGACAGCCACGACUCGUGGCUCUCCGGUCGGAGGGAAUGACAACCAGGGCCAGGCUCCUGAUGGACAGUCUCAGCCCCCCCUCCAACAGAAUCAGACUUCAUCGCCUGAUUCUUCCAAUGAAAAUUCCCCGGCAACUCCCCCAGAUGAGCAAGGUCAAGGUGAUGCCCCACCACAGCUUGAAGAUGAGGAACCUGCAUUUCCACAUACUGACUUGGCCAAGUUGGAUGACAUGAUCAACAGGCCUCGAUGGGUGGUUCCAGUUUUGCCGAAAGGGGAAUUAGAAGUGCUUUUAGAAGCUGCUAUUGAUCUUAGUAAAAAAGGCCUUGAUGUUAAAAGUGAAGCAUGUCAGCGAUUUUUCCGUGAUGGGCUAACAAUAUCAUUCACUAAAAUUCUUACAGAUGAAGCAGUGAGUGGCUGGAAGUUUGAAAUUCAUAGGUGUAUUAUUAACAAUACUCAUCGUCUGGUGGAGCUAUGUGUGGCCAAGUUGUCCCAAGACUGGUUUCCACUUUUAGAACUUCUUGCCAUGGCCUUAAAUCCUCAUUGCAAAUUCCAUAUCUACAAUGGUACACGUCCAUGUGAAUCAGUUUCCUCAAGUGUUCAGUUGCCUGAAGAUGAACUCUUUGCUCGUUCUCCAGAUCCUCGAUCACCAAAGGGUUGGCUAGUGGAUCUUCUCAACAAAUUUGGCACUUUAAAUGGGUUCCAGAUUUUGCAUGAUCGUUUUAUUAAUGGAUCAGCAUUAAACGUUCAAAUAAUUGCAGCCCUUAUUAAACCAUUUGGGCAAUGCUAUGAGUUUCUCACUCUUCAUACAGUGAAAAAGUACUUUCUUCCAAUAAUAGAAAUGGUUCCACAGUUUUUAGAAAACUUAACUGAUGAAGAACUGAAAAAAGAAGCCAAGAAUGAAGCCAAAAAUGAUGCUCUUUCAAUGAUUAUUAAAUCUUUGAAGAAUUUAGCUUCAAGGGUUCCAGGACAAGAAGAAACUGUUAAAAACUUAGAAAUAUUUAGGUUAAAAAUGAUACUUAGAUUAUUGCAAAUUUCUUCUUUCAAUGGAAAGAUGAAUGCACUGAAUGAAGUUAAUAAGGUGAUAUCUAGUGUAUCAUACUAUACCCAUCGACAUGGUAAUCCUGAGGAGGAAGAGUGGCUCACAGCUGAACGAAUGGCAGAAUGGAUACAGCAGAACAAUAUCUUAUCCAUAGUGUUGCGAGAUAGUCUUCAUCAGCCACAAUAUGUAGAAAAGUUAGAGAAGAUUCUUCGUUUUGUCAUCAAAGAAAAAGCUCUGACCUUACAGGAUCUUGAUAAUAUCUGGGCAGCACAGGCAGGGAAACAUGAAGCCAUUGUGAAGAAUGUACAUGAUCUCCUGGCAAAAUUGGCAUGGGAUUUUUCUCCUGAACAACUUGAUCAUCUUUUUGAUUGUUUUAAGGCCAGUUGGACAAAUGCAAGUAAAAAGCAACGUGAAAAGCUACUUGAGCUGAUACGUCGUCUUGCAGAAGAUGAUAAAGAUGGUGUGAUGGCACACAAAGUGUUGAACCUUCUGUGGAAUCUGGCUCACAGUGAUGAUGUGCCUGUAGAUAUCAUGGACCUGGCUCUCAGUGCCCACAUAAAAAUACUAGAUUACAGUUGCUCCCAGGACCGUGAUACACAAAAGAUCCAAUGGAUAGAUCGCUUUAUAGAAGAACUUCGCACAAAUGACAAAUGGGUUAUUCCCGCACUGAAACAAAUUAGAGAAAUUUGUAGUUUGUUUGGUGAAGCGCCUCAAAAUUUGAGUCAAACUCAGCGAAGUCCCCAUGUGUUUUAUCGCCAUGACUUAAUCAAUCAACUUCAACACAAUCAUGCCCUAGUUACUUUGGUAGCAGAAAACCUUGCAACUUACAUGGAAAGCAUGAGACUAUAUGCUAGAGACCAUGAAGAUUAUGACCCACAAACUGUGAGGCUGGGAAGUAGAUAUAGUCAUGUUCAAGAAGUUCAAGAACGGCUUAACUUCCUUAGAUUUUUAUUGAAGGAUGGCCAGCUGUGGCUAUGUGCUCCUCAGGCAAAACAAAUAUGGAAAUGCUUAGCUGAGAAUGCAGUUUACCUUUGUGAUCGUGAAGCCUGUUUUAAGUGGUAUUCCAAGUUGAUGGGGGAUGAACCAGACUUAGAUCCUGAUAUUAAUAAGGACUUCUUUGAAAGUAAUGUGCUUCAGCUUGAUCCUUCUCUGUUAACUGAAAAUGGAAUGAAGUGUUUUGAGCGAUUCUUCAAAGCUGUGAAUUGUCGAGAAGGAAAACUAGUAGCAAAAAGGAGAGCCUAUAUGAUGGAUGACUUGGAGUUAAUAGGAUUAGAUUACCUUUGGAGGGUCGUGAUUCAGAGUAAUGAUGAUAUUGCCAGCAGAGCUAUAGAUCUCCUCAAAGAGAUAUACACAAACCUUGGUCCAAGACUACAAGUCAAUCAGGUGGUGAUCCAUGAAGACUUCAUUCAGUCUUGUUUUGAUCGUCUGAAGGCUUCCUAUGACACAUUGUGUGUUUUGGAUGGUGACAAAGACAGUGUUAAUUGUGCAAGACAGGAAGCUGUUCGAAUGGUUCGAGUAUUAACUGUUUUAAGGGAAUAUAUAAAUGAAUGUGACAGUGAUUAUCAUGAGGAAAGAACAAUUCUCCCUAUGUCGAGAGCAUUCCGCGGUAAACACCUCUCUUUUGUAGUUCGAUUUCCAAACCAGGGCAGACAGGUUGAUGACUUGGAGGUAUGGUCUCAUACAAAUGAUACAAUUGGUUCAGUACGACGAUGUAUUCUCAAUCGUAUUAAAGCCAACGUAGCCCAUACAAAAAUUGAGCUCUUUGUGGGCGGUGAGCUGAUAGAUCCUGCAGAUGAUAGAAAGUUGAUUGGACAAUUAAACUUAAAAGAUAAAUCGCUUAUUACAGCCAAACUUACACAGAUAAGUUCCAAUAUGCCUUCAAGCCCUGAUAGCUCUUCUGAUUCCUCCACUGGAUCUCCUGGAAACCAUGGUAAUCAUUACAGUGAUGGUCCCAAUCCAGAAGUGGAAAGCUGUUUGCCUGGAGUGAUAAUGUCACUGCAUCCCAGAUACAUCUCUUUUCUUUGGCAAGUUGCAGACUUAGGUAGCAGCCUAAAUAUGCCACCCCUUAGAGAUGGAGCAAGAGUACUUAUGAAACUUAUGCCGCCAGAUAGCACAACGAUAGAAAAAUUAAGAGCUAUUUGUUUAGACCAUGCCAAACUUGGAGAAAGCAGCCUUAGUCCAUCUCUUGACUCACUUUUCUUUGGUCCUUCAGCCUCACAAGUGCUAUAUCUAACAGAGGUAGUCUAUGCCUUGUUAAUGCCUGCUGGUGCACCUCUGGCUGAUGAUUCCUCUGAUUUUCAGUUUCACUUCUUGAAAAGUGGUGGCCUACCCCUUGUACUGAGUAUGCUAACCAGAAAUAACUUCCUACCAAAUGCAGAUAUGGAAACUCGAAGGGGUGCCUACCUCAAUGCUCUUAAAAUAGCCAAGCUUUUGCUAACUGCCAUUGGCUAUGGUCAUGUUCGAGCUGUGGCAGAAGCUUGUCAGCCAGGUGUAGAAGGUGUGAAUCCCAUGACACAGAUCAACCAAGUUACCCAUGAUCAAGCAGUGGUGCUACAAAGUGCCCUUCAGAGCAUUCCUAAUCCAUCAUCCGAGUGCAUGCUUAGAAAUGUGUCAGUUCGUCUUGCUCAGCAGAUAUCUGAUGAGGCUUCAAGAUAUAUGCCUGAUAUUUGUGUAAUUAGAGCUAUUCAAAAAAUUAUCUGGGCAUCAGGAUGUGGGUCGUUACAGCUAGUAUUUAGCCCAAAUGAAGAAAUCACUAAAAUUUAUGAGAAGACCAAUGCAGGCAAUGAGCCAGACUUGGAAGACGAACAGGUUUGCUGUGAAGCAUUGGAAGUGAUGACCUUAUGUUUUGCCUUGAUUCCAACAGCCUUAGAUGCUCUUAGUAAAGAAAAGGCUUGGCAGACAUUCAUCAUUGACUUACUAUUGCACUGUCACAGCAAAACUGUUCGUCAGGUGGCACAGGAGCAGUUCUUUUUAAUGUGCACCAGAUGUUGCAUGGGACACCGGCCUCUACUUUUCUUCAUUACUCUACUCUUUACUGUUUUGGGGAGCACAGCAAGAGAGAGAGCUAAACACUCAGGCGACUACUUUACUCUUUUAAGACACCUUCUUAAUUACGCUUACAAUAGUAAUAUUAAUGUACCCAAUGCUGAAGUUCUUCUCAAUAAUGAAAUUGAUUGGCUUAAAAGAAUUAGGGAUGAUGUUAAAAGAACAGGAGAAACGGGUAUUGAAGAGACGAUCUUAGAGGGCCACCUUGGAGUGACAAAGGAGUUACUGGCCUUUCAAACUUCUGAGAAAAAAUUUCAUAUUGGUUGUGAAAAAGGAGGUGCUAAUCUCAUUAAAGAAUUAAUUGAUGAUUUCAUAUUUCCUGCAUCCAAUGUUUACCUACAGUAUAUGAGAAAUGGAGAGCUUCCAGCUGAACAGGCUAUUCCGGUCUGUGGUUCACCACCUACAAUUAAUGCUGGUUUUGAAUUACUUGUAGCAUUAGCUGUUGGCUGUGUGAGGAAUCUCAAACAAAUAGUAGAUUCUUUGACUGAAAUGUAUUACAUUGGCACAGCAAUAACUACUUGUGAAGCACUUACUGAGUGGGAAUAUCUGCCACCUGUUGGACCCCGCCCACCCAAAGGAUUCGUGGGGCUGAAAAAUGCCGGUGCUACUUGUUACAUGAAUUCUGUGAUUCAGCAACUCUACAUGAUUCCUUCCAUUAGGAACGGUAUUCUUGCCAUUGAAGGCACAGGUAGUGAUGUAGAUGAUGAUAUGUCUGGGGAUGAGAAGCAGGACAAUGAGAGCAAUGUUGAUCCCAGGGAUGAUGUAUUUGGAUAUCCUCAACAAUUUGAAGAUAAACCAGCAUUAAGUAAAACUGAAGAUAGAAAAGAGUACAACAUUGGUGUCCUAAGACACCUUCAGGUCAUCUUCGGUCAUUUAGCUGCUUCUCGACUGCAAUACUAUGUGCCCAGAGGAUUUUGGAAACAGUUCAGGCUUUGGGGUGAGCCUGUUAAUCUGCGUGAACAACACGAUGCUUUAGAAUUUUUUAAUUCAUUGGUGGAUAGUUUAGAUGAAGCUUUAAAAGCUUUAGGACAUCCAGCUAUGCUAAGUAAAGUCUUAGGAGGUUCCUUUGCUGAUCAGAAGAUCUGCCAAGGCUGUCCACAUAGGUACGAAUGUGAAGAAUCUUUUACGACCCUAAACGUAGACAUUAGAAAUCACCAAAAUCUUCUUGAUUCUUUGGAACAGUAUGUCAAAGGAGAUUUACUAGAAGGUGCAAAUGCAUAUCAUUGUGAAAAAUGCAAUAAAAAGGUUGAUACCGUAAAGCGCUUGCUGAUUAAAAAAUUACCUCCUGUUCUUGCUAUACAACUAAAGCGAUUUGACUAUGACUGGGAAAGAGAAUGUGCAAUCAAGUUCAAUGAUUAUUUUGAAUUUCCUCGAGAGCUGGACAUGGAACCUUACACAGUUGCAGGUGUCGCAAAGCUGGAAGGGGAUAAUGUAAACCCAGAGAGUCAGUUGAUACAACAGAGUGAGCAGUCUGAAAGUGAGACAGCAGGAAGCACAAAAUACAGACUUGUGGGUGUGCUCGUACACAGUGGUCAAGCGAGUGGGGGGCAUUAUUAUUCUUACAUCAUCCAAAGGAAUGGUGGAGAUGGUGAGAGAAAUCGCUGGUAUAAAUUUGAUGAUGGUGAUGUAACAGAAUGUAAAAUGGAUGAUGACGAAGAAAUGAAAAACCAGUGUUUUGGUGGAGAGUACAUGGGAGAAGUGUUUGAUCACAUGAUGAAGCGUAUGUCAUACAGGCGCCAGAAAAGGUGGUGGAAUGCUUAUAUACUUUUUUAUGAACGAAUGGACACAAUAGACCAAGAUGAUGAGUUGAUAAGAUAUAUAUCAGAGCUUGCUAUCACCACCAGACCUCAUCAGAUUAUUAUGCCAUCAGCCAUUGAGAGAAGUGUACGGAAACAGAACGUACAAUUCAUGCAUAACCGAAUGCAGUACAGUAUGGAGUAUUUUCAGUUUAUGAAAAAACUGCUUACAUGUAAUGGCGUUUACUUAAACCCUCCUCCCGGGCAAGAUCACCUGUUGCCUGAAGCAGAAGAAAUCACUAUGAUCAGUAUUCAACUUGCUGCUAGGUUCCUCUUUACUACAGGAUUUCACACAAAGAAAGUAGUCCGUGGCUCUGCCAGUGAUUGGUAUGAUGCAUUGUGUAUUCUCCUUCGUCACAGCAAGAAUGUACGUUUUUGGUUUGCUCAUAACGUCCUUUUUAAUGUUUCAAAUCGCUUCUCCGAAUACCUUCUGGAGUGCCCUAGUGCAGAAGUGAGGGGUGCGUUUGCAAAACUUAUAGUCUUUAUUGCACAUUUUUCCUUGCAAGAUGGGCCAUGUCCUUCACCUUUUGCCUCUCCUGGACCUUCUAGUCAGGCUUAUGACAACUUAAGCUUGAGUGAUCACUUACUAAGAGCAGUACUAAAUCUCUUGAGAAGGGAAGUUUCAGAGCAUGGGCGUCAUUUACAGCAGUAUUUCAACCUGUUUGUAAUGUAUGCCAAUUUAGGUGUGGCAGAGAAGACACAGCUUCUGAAAUUGAGUGUACCUGCUACUUUUAUGCUUGUGUCUUUAGAUGAAGGUCCAGGUCCUCCAAUCAAAUACCAGUAUGCUGAAUUAGGCAAAUUAUACUCAGUAGUGUCACAGCUGAUCCGCUGUUGCAAUGUCUCUUCAAGAAUGCAGUCUUCAAUCAAUGGUAAUCCUCCUCUUCCCAAUCCUUUUGGUGAUCCUAAUUUAUCACAACCUAUAAUGCCAAUUCAGCAGAAUGUGGCAGACAUUUUAUUUGUGAGAACAAGUUAUGUGAAGAAAAUCAUUGAAGACUGCAGUAAUUCAGAGGAAACCGUCAAAUUGCUUCGUUUUUGCUGCUGGGAGAAUCCUCAGUUCUCAUCUACUGUCCUCAGUGAACUUCUCUGGCAGGUUGCAUAUUCCUAUACCUAUGAACUGCGGCCCUAUUUGGAUCUGCUUUUGCAAAUCUUACUGAUUGAGGACUCCUGGCAAACUCACAGAAUUCAUAAUGCACUGAAAGGAAUUCCAGAUGACCGAGAUGGGCUGUUUGACACAAUCCAGCGCUCUAAGAAUCACUAUCAAAAAAGAGCAUACCAGUGUAUAAAAUGUAUGGUAGCUCUAUUUAGUAACUGUCCUGUUGCUUACCAAAUCCUGCAGGGCAAUGGAGAUCUUAAAAGAAAGUGGACCUGGGCAGUGGAAUGGCUUGGAGAUGAACUUGAAAGAAGACCAUAUACUGGCAAUCCUCAGUACACUUACAACAAUUGGUCUCCCCCAGUGCAAAGCAAUGAAACGUCCAAUGGUUAUUUCUUGGAGAGAUCACAUAGUGCUAGGAUGACACUUGCAAAAGCUUGUGAACUCUGUCCAGAGGAGGUAAAAAAAGCCACCAGUGUGCAGCAGAUAGAAAUGGAAGAGAGCAAAGAGCCAGAUGACCAAGAUGCUCCAGAUGAACAUGAGUCACCUCCACCUGAAGAUGCCCCAUUGUACCCCCAUUCACCUGGAUCUCAGUAUCAACAGAAUAACCAUGUGCAUGGACAGCCAUAUACAGGCCCAGCAGCACAUCACAUGAACAACCCUCAGAGAACUGGCCAACGAGCACAAGAAAAUUAUGAAGGCAGUGAAGAAGUAUCCCCACCUCAAACCAAGGAUCAAUGAAAUGCACAUAAUUAACUGGUUCCAUCAAGACUGUGCACCCAGGCCUUACAGUCCAACCUUUUUCUGUGUCUGGCUAAUAUUUAAAACUAGAAAAACUAUUCCUAAUCAACAUGGAGUGGAGAGUUUAUUCACUGUCUUAUCUGCAGAAAUUUGCUGUCAAUAUAUAACCCGCCUGCAGUGGAAAGUGUAUAGUGUUUUGUAAUAAAUGGCCUGAUGCUAAUGUGUAAAUGGCAAAGGUGUAUAUAGUAUAUUAAUGUUGACUGUUAAUUCUUAAGCAAGAAACUUUUUUCUUGAUGAGACUCACAGAUCUACACAAACUACAAAAGUUAAUUUUCUUGUUAAACCCACUGCACUCUGCAACCAGUGUUGCCUGCCUCAUGGCAGUUGGAUCAGCUCCUUUACAAAAAAAAAAAAAACAA
Molecule: messenger RNA, 9108 nt
Organism: Pan troglodytes (chimpanzee)
Lineage: Eukaryota; Metazoa; Chordata; Mammalia; Primates; Hominidae
Gene: USP9X
Product: ubiquitin specific peptidase 9 X-linked
Exons: 45
Coding region: 977-8689 (2570 amino acids)
Biological process (GO): cell migration; protein deubiquitination
Cellular component (GO): nucleus; cytosol
Molecular function (GO): cysteine-type deubiquitinase activity
Source: RefSeq, a predicted model, not a curated record